This is a messenger RNA of Coniosporium apollinis CBS 100218, 1500 nucleotides long. RefSeq lists its product as uncharacterized. Gene Ontology annotation, molecular function: transmembrane transporter activity. The record is from RefSeq and is a predicted model, not a curated record. Gene Ontology annotation, cellular component: plasma membrane. Lineage: Eukaryota; Fungi; Ascomycota; Dothideomycetes. Bases 1 to 1500 code for a protein of 499 amino acids. Gene Ontology annotation, biological process: transmembrane transport. The transcript has 6 exons.
AUGAGAUUCUCUCGUGAGAAGCGCGAUGAGCCGCAGUCAGUCGUGAAAGACCCGGUACCGUCGUAUACAUACGGGCAGGAUGCCGCUUACGACGAGGACCUUCCCGUCGCGUGUCCGCCUCAUACCACUGAUAGGAAGUUGAUCACUAAGAUCGAUCUACAUGUGAUUCCUUAUCUCUGCGUCCUUUACCUGCUAGCUUUCCUUGACCGUGUGAACAUCGCGAACGCCAACGUCUUCGGUCUAUCUGUGGAGCUGGACCUCGUCCGCGACAACAGAUACAAUGUCGCGUUGUUGAUCUUUUUCGUCCCCUAUAUCCUGUUCGAGAUCCCGUCGAACAUCCUGCUAAAGAAGCUGCGCCCACACGUCUGGCUUUCGGCUUGUAUGCUGGGGUUCGGCGCGGUCACCCUUGCACAAGGGUUUGUAACCAACUAUGCAGGCCUGUUAACGACUCGCUUUCUUCUCGGUCUCUUCGAGACUGGAAUGUUCCCCGGCUGCUUCUACCUGAUCGGGAUGUGGUACCGGCGGAGCGAAGCGCAGAAAAGGUACACGUUCUUCUUCAGCAGCACGACGCUCGCCGGCGCUUUUGGUGGCCUUCUAGCCAGCGGCAUCGGCAAGAUGGACGGCGUGGCCGGCUAUGCUGGCUGGCGGUGGAUCUUCAUCCUCGAAGGCCUUCUCACCGUCGUCGUCUCAUUUGCAUUUUUCUUCCUGUUGCCAGACUUUCCUGAAGACGCAAAAUGGCUUAAGCCCAGCGAGCGAGAGUAUGUCAAGGCCAGACUACGAGAGGACCAGGGCCGAUCUGCCGCUGAACGCUCGAUUACUUUAAAGGACGUCGGACGCAUUUUCAAAGAUGUGAAGCUUUUCGUCGGCGGCUUCAUGUACUUUGGCUUAAUCGUCCCAGCGUACGGUUACGCAUAUUUCUCACCCGGCAUCAUUCGCUCGUAUGGAUAUUCACCCAUACAAACCCAACUUUAUAGCGUACCGCCGUGGGUUGCUGCCUUUGGCUUCGCUAUGACCAUCGCUUGGCUGUCUGACAAAGUUCGGCACCGUUUCUUUUUCUGCAUCUUCCCCAUCGCGGUCGCGAUUACGGGCUUCGCCAUCCUGCUUGUGGUGCAUAACAACCGCACCGUACAGUAUGCGGCGCUCUUCCUCGUCGCCAUGGGCGCUUACUCCGCGAUGCCUGUCAUCGUUUGCUGGUUCAACAUGAACCUUGGUGGACACCACCGCCGCUCAAUUGGCUCCGCAUGGCAGGUCGGCUUCGGCAACAUUGGUGGAAUCAUCGCAGUCUUUGCCUUCCUCGCGAAAGACGCUCCCCGGUAUAUUCGGGGGUACAGCAUCUGCAUUGCGUUCAUCUGCUUGAGUGCAUUGAGCUGCAGUCUGUACUUCACGCUGUGUGCAUGGGCAAAUCGGAGGCGGGACAAGCAGCCGACGGAUCUGGGGCUGACGGAGUACGAGAAGACGGAGUUGGGGGACAUGAGCCCGGACUAUAGGUACCUGCUGUAA